AUGGUCGUCUUAUGGAUUACAUUGCUUUUUCUUCAUCAAGGAAAUUCUCUGGUUCCAGUGAAAACAGUCCAUGUUGGUGAAACAGCAACAUUAACAUGUGUUUUACCAAAUGAAGAGCUCGGCAGCAGAAAGGUUCAGUGGUACAAGCAGAGAGUCGGGGAUACUCUUAAAUUAUUAGUGUCACUUCCUGGAAAACCUUCUUCAGAGUUUUUUCAGUCAAGAUUUUCUGCACAUAAUAGUAAAGAUUUUAGCAACCUGACCAUUUGGAAUGUAGCCCAAGAGGAUGAGGGAAUGUAUCACUGUGGAAUAGACACCUGGAUUAAACUUGAAUGGAGUGGGACAUAUUUGUUAGUAAAAGGAAACACUGAAAGGACAUCAAACUAUAUUGUUGUACAGCAGCCGACAGAAUCAAAUCCACUCCGUCCAGGAGACACAGCAACUCUUCAGUGUUCAGUUCUGACAAAUUCUGAGAACAACACAUGUUCAGGACAUCAUAAUGUUUUCUGGUUCAGAGAUGGAUCUAAUAAAUCUCUUCCAAACAUCAUCUACACUCAUGGAAACAGAACUGAUCAAUGUGAGAAAAGAUCUGACCCUCAGGAUGGAUGUGUUUAUCGCUUCUCUAAGAACGUCAGCUCCUCUGAUGCUGGGACCUACUACUGUGCUGUGGCCACAUGUGGGGAGAUAUUAUUUGGAAAUGGAACUACACUGGAUGUUCAAGGUAUCUGUGCCUGA
Messenger RNA from Maylandia zebra (zebra mbuna), 732 nucleotides. RefSeq names its product signal-regulatory protein beta-2. Gene Ontology annotation, biological process: response to bacterium. Lineage: Eukaryota; Metazoa; Chordata; Actinopteri; Cichliformes; Cichlidae. The record is from RefSeq and is a predicted model, not a curated record.